Messenger RNA from Pundamilia nyererei, 6876 nucleotides. RefSeq names its product collagen, type XVII, alpha 1b (gene col17a1b). Bases 521 to 5977 code for a protein of 1818 amino acids. The record is from RefSeq and is a predicted model, not a curated record. Gene Ontology annotation, molecular function: extracellular matrix structural constituent conferring tensile strength. Lineage: Eukaryota; Metazoa; Chordata; Actinopteri; Cichliformes; Cichlidae. The transcript has 55 exons. Gene Ontology annotation, biological process: extracellular matrix organization.
GGCUGCACUGCUAUCCAACAGCAGGAAAGAGAAGGUGGUGGUGGGGGGAAAAAAUCCUACCUCCCAUAUCAACCCCUUCCCACCUCCUCUCAAAACUUUACCAGUUUCGAAAAGUAAGGCUAAAGCGCUGAGCAGUAGCAGCAGCAGGAGGAGUUCAUCACUUUUCCUUUUCACUGUCGAGUAUCUGUGCCUGUUAGGCUGAGUCUGACAACUUAAUUGGUUCCCUCGGGCGCUCUUUUCUUCUUCUUCUUCUUCAAAUUCAGCUUUUCGUGCCGUCUGCCACACCUGCCUGCCAAGCUGAUGGGCGCGGCUGGGACCGGUGCCAAAAUCUCUGUUUUUACUUGCCUGGGAAAGUUGAGCGAAAAGACACAAUAGGAUCGAGGACUUUAAGAACAUCCCCGCACGACGCGUCAGCUUCACAUAAACACAUUGUUCCUCCGGUGGUGGAUCAGUCGCUCCAUCCUGCGAGGAAUCCGUAUUUGAUCGGUACUUGUUGGAAGUGGCUGAAGAUUAAAAUGGGAUGGACGAGUUAACAGGGCAGAUGGACUUCUCAGAAGAAAAGGUUGUCACAGAAACCAUAACCUCCACAACCAGACUGACAUCUCUCCCACCAAAGGGAACCAGCGGAUCAAAUCACAGGAAUAUGUCCAGCAGUGCUGGAGGGCUGGGCUUGGAGAAGAAUGUCUUAACCCAGAACAGCAGCAGUGGAACUUACUUUUCUUCAUCUUCUGUAGGUGUGAACACCGGGAGCUACAGCUCCUCCUCGGGAAUCUACCUCGGCGGAGACUCCUCAGGAGGGGGUGAGGGAGGUGGGACCUACAUAGAUGGAGAAAGCUUUGGAAUUGCCACAGGAGGAGGAGGAGGUGGAGGCAGCGGAGGCAGUUAUCUCGUGAGCUCCGCGUCCAAGGUCCGGUCCAGCUCGUCGGGCGGUGCCAGGAGGACGCAGACUGCUGGCUCAUCAGGAGGCCUGUCGCCAGCUUUCCGGGAGAGGAAGCACAUAUCCAGCCGCUCAGGGGGCUAUGAUGGGAGUUCCAGUGCUAAUUCCUCUCCAGAAUUUACUCGCAAAGAUUAUGGAAACUAUUGCUCUGGUGCCACAAGAGGGAGAAGCGAAAGCAGAGAAAGCGAGAUCAGAGUCAGAUUGCAAAGUGCCUCCCCCACUCCCUGCAGAUGGACAGAGUUGGAUGACGUGAAGAAGCUGCUGAAGGGACGCUCUAGCAGCGUCAGCCCCACUCGCUCCUCCAGUGCCUCCAUCACCCUGCCUGUCCCUAAAAAGGCCAGCGUGGAGACAAAGACCAUCUCAGUGGCCUCUCAGUCAGUUUCAAGUUCUUUUGGCUCUGGUGUGAGAUCACCUGGGUUCAACACCAUUGAUUUAUCAGGACUGUAUGAUACCGGCCUGACAAAUGGAAAGCUUGAUAAAUCAAGCCAGUAUGAUAUCACAGACAAGUAUGAUACUGGUGUGAGAUCAGUGCAGUAUGAUGGUAGUCUGAAAUCAGGACAGUAUGAUACUGGUGUGAGAUCAGUGCAGUAUGAUGGUAGUCUGAAAUCAGGACAGUAUGAUACUGGUGUGAGGUCAGUGCAGUAUGAUGGUAGUCUGAAAUCACGACAGUAUGAUACUGGUGUGAGAUCAGGACAGUAUGAUACUGGUGUGAGAUCAGUGCAGUAUGAUGGUAGUCUGAAAUCAGGACAGUAUGAUACUGGUGUGAGAUCAGUGCAGUAUGACACCACUGUAAGAUCAGGUCAAUAUGACACUCUGGACUCCACGGUGUUCCCCACUUUCUCCUGGUCCACCUCCACUCUGCCAUCCUCCUCCACUACAGUCAUUGCUGGCAACACCAGCAGCUACACAUACCAAAGUGGGCAGGUCAGCGCCAACAACAUGGCUGCAGGCUUGGCACCAGUCAUCCCCACCUCUCCAUCAUCCCUGUCAGUUUACGGCUUUCAGAAUAACCUGGCACCCACUUCGGCCAGUGUGCUCACCACCAGUGGAGCCAACGUAAAUGCUAACCUGGGAGGAUAUGGUGUUCAGAAGAACGUGACCAACGGUGGCAGCGGCAUCAGCACUGGAGUCUCUACGACCACUAGAUCCCAAACUGAUGACGCCUAUAAGAAAGACUAUAAGUUCGUGGUUUCUGAAAAAGAAAACGUUCCAGCCAAAAGGGAGACAGAUAUGCUCAUUUUGGCAAAAGACACCGGCAAGCAGUUUACCAGCAGCGGCAUUCAUGUAGGAGGAGGGUCACUGUCAGGAGACUCGAUAAAGAAGGAGAAGCUUAUUUCGAGCUACGGUGAAACGGCCCAACUGAAGGCAGAGACUGGCAACUCUUACUAUGGUUCAUCUGGAGUUGUAAUGAAAGACAAAGCCACCUAUGCAGAGAUUCACAGGGACAGCGGCAUCUUCGGAGGUGGAGGACUAUGCUGUUGUUCGGACUCCUGUUGCUCCUGGUGGAAGUGGCUGCUGGGCCUUCUCCUUCUCUCCCUGCUCUUGCUGGGACUCCUGUUUGGCCUCAUUGCUCUGGCUGAGGAUGUGAGAAAGCUGAAGAGUCGAGUGGCGACCCUGGAAGCUGCGUCAUCGGUCGCUGGCGCCCACACCAGUCGGCUGUCUUCCAAUGAUAUCAACACUUAUGUGGAUGGUGGAGGUAUGGGCACUGACAACACCAUAGGCGUGGGUGGAGGAGGUGGAAGUUCAGGAUCCAGGACACAAGUUCAGAUUUCCACAAGUGAUGUCAGCACAGGUGGUAAUGGCAUUGGAGGGUCUACUGGUACUUCUGGUGUUGGAGCUGGUACCAGUUCCAGUGGGAGCUCCAGCAGUAGUGGAAGCAGCAGCGUCGGGAGUGCUGGUACAAGUCAAAGUGGUAGAGUUGAUGCUGCUGGUACCAGUCAACGAGUUGGGGUUACCGGUUCUGCUAGUGGUGCCGGUACUGGCACUGACCUCAGGAUCAGCGUGAGUGGAGGACACAUAGAUUCUGCUGCUCUUCAGCUGGCCAUCCAGCACAUGUUAAGGGCUGAAAUGCAGUCGCAGGCAUUCAAAGCUACUUUAGCGUCCUCAGUACAGGGAGAGAGAGGAUUGCCUGGGCCUAAAGGAGAUCCCGGUUUCCCUGGCAUCCCAGGUCCUCCAGGUGCGAUGGGACAUUCAGGCCCCGAAGGUCCCAAAGGACAAAAAGGAACUCAAGGUGAACAUGGAGCUGAGGGGCCACCGGGUCUUAGAGGUCGUGAGGGCCCAGUUGGCCCGAGAGGUGAGCCAGGACCUCCAGGCUUUGGAAUUAAAGGCGACAGAGGUGCUCAUGGAGAUCCUGGGGUUCCUGGGCCUGUAGGACCUAUCGGCCCCCCUGGACCAAAAGGUGCACAGGGGCUGUCUGGACUUUCUGGGCCACCAGGUCAACCAGGUCUUCAAGGUUUCCGUGGCGAAUCAGGGCCUCCUGGGGCUAAAGGUGAUAGAGGGCUUGCUGGAUUCCAGGGACUUAAAGGUGACACUGGUGACAAAGGUCCCAGAGGUGCACAAGGUGAAUCCGGUUUACCAGGUCCGCCCGGGCCAGCUGGAGAAAAAGGCUCCAAAGGAUCAGUGGGACUUUCUGGACAAGAUGGCGCAAAGGGAUCAAGAGGUGACCAAGGACCAGCUGGGCCUCCUGGACUCAGAGGUCCUGCUGGGCCUCCUGGGGAUAAUGGACUUCCAGGAACACCUGGACUUCAAGGACCACCAGGGAUACCAGGAAAUCCAGGACAACCCGGCACCAAAGGUGAUACUGGUGCACCAGGACGCAUCAUCAAUGCAGCAGCUGGCUCCACUGCUGUUGGCAUCCCAGGAGCACCUGGGCCUGCUGGUCCUCCUGGUCCCCCUGGGGCUCCAGGAUUAUCAGGUCCCAUCGGCCCUGCUGGUCUGCCUGGCCAACCUGGUCCUAAAGGUGACAGAGGAGCAAAGGGAGACGUGGGAGAAUCAGAACUAUCCUUGAGUAAGAGUGAGACGGUUUCUUCAAGCAGAACAGACAGGCUGUUUCGUGAAAAUGGAGGUUUGGCACAGUCUGGCCCACCCGGCCCACCGGGUCCACCUGGGCCUCCAGGACGUCCAGGAGAUUCCAGACAAGGACCUCCAGGACCACCUGGGCCCCCAGGCCAGCCAGGUUAUGGAAGACCAGGACCUAAAGGAGACAAAGGGGACUCCAGCUUUGUAUCCAGCGCUGGUGCAGCCUUGUAUCCAGGACCACCAGGACCUCCUGGGCCUCCCGGGGCUAAAGGAUCAACAGGUCUUCAAGGGCCCAGGGGAUACCAAGGUGAACCCGGUCAGCCUGGUGUGCCCGGCACCCCGGGAACACCAGGAACCAACGAGAGAGUGUCAACAUAUGGUGGAGGACGUGGGCUCCCAGGACCACCGGGUCCACCAGGGCCUCCAGGGCCUCAAGGACUCAAAGGGGACACUGGAGCUCCUGGGAUUCCAGGCGCUUCAAGAGGCUCAAUCUCAGUCAUGUCAGGUCCUCCUGGUCCUCCAGGUCCUGCUGGCCCUCCAGGCUUGCCGGGCUCCUUUGCUUCUUCUACUGAGAUGCGGCAGUACAUCAGUGACUAUUUAAGUAGAGCCAGGCAAUCUGCCAUUCCUGGACCUCCAGGUCCACCUGGACCACCAGGACCCCCUGGAACCUACUCAGGCUCUAUAGAUGACAUCUCUCUUCGUGUCAUUGCAUACCUACGACGUUCAGACUCAGGGUUCAGCUUGGGUGUUCAGGGUCCUCCAGGACCACCUGGUCCUCCUGGACCUGCCUCUGGAUCCCUGACAGUCAGCGGUCUCAUAGCUAUGCUUCAGAGAGAUGACGUGAGGAGAUAUUUGACAGGACCACCAGGGCCACAAGGGCCACCAGGACCACCAGGGACAUCAGUAGGACUUUCAGGCAGUUAUAGAGUAGAGGAGAUAGCUACAUAUGUCUUCAAUUUCAUGAACGAGAGAGGGAUUGCAAGAGGUCCACCUGGGCCACGUGGUCCUCCUGGGGUUGCAGGGCCUCCUGGUCCAGCAGGGUCUGGCUUCACUACCGCUACUAUUGACUAUUCUGCACUAAUAAAGAAUUCAGAUUUCCGUUCAUGGAUCGCAUCUGCUGUGCAACAAGGCCCUCCUGGUCCUCCGGGUGUUCCAGGGCUACCCGGCCCUACUGGCCCUCAGGGCCCGCCAGGAGUCUCCACUGCUACUGUGUAUGGGGCAGGAGGUCGUGGCUACAGCUUGGAAGAAAUCCAGCGUUACUUGCAGGGUUCUGGGUUUAGAGGUCUUCCUGGCCCUCCUGGUCCUCCAGGUCCACAGGGUCCACCAGGCACUUACGCUGGAUCAGUUUCUUACAGUGGGAACUUCCCCAGGGAGAGCAUCCGCACUGAAAUUCAGCAGUAUCUAACCAGUGACAGUGUUCGCCGUACCAUCACGGGACCUCCAGGGCCUCCCGGUCCAAGGGGUCUGAAAGGAGAGCGUGGAGAGCCAGGCUACCUCCAGACCUACGCACAGAGCCAGACCUACGCUCAGGGUGACUCUCACAACAACCCACAGAUCAGACAGAUUGAUGUCAGCAAGCUUGCUGAGACACUGGACUACUCUAAUGUCGCCAUAAAAGUUACAGACUACAUCAAGAGUCAUGGCCUGCUGCAAGGGUAUUCAGGUGGGGCUUCUUUGACCACAAAUGUUCGAGCUAUUCAAGGCCCGCCAGGCCCGCCUGGCCCUCCUGGACCACCUGGUCACAGUCGUGUUUUUGCAGCUUACGGCAAUAUCACAGCUGAUCUCAUGGACUUCUUCAGAGUCUAUGGCACCAUUCCCGGCCCUUCAGGAAGCCCUGGGCCAAAAGGGGAAAGAGGGUACCCAGGACCCAAAGGAGACAAAGGUGAUCCUGGACCUCCAGGUUUACCUGGAAUACCAGGGACAUAUACUGUCCAAAUUCCACACAGAGUGCAGAAGAGGGAAGCAGGCAAUAAACUUGUUGGUCGUCGUCAGAAGCAUCGCCGUCAGGCUGGCAGCGGUUAAAGGGCUAACAUACUACUGGAUCCUAACAGAUUUCAUUUCAUUUUCACUCAGUUUUUUUUAGGUCUUUAACUGUACCAAUUUAAGUAGCUAAAAUGCUUUUCACUGUUUCCAACUGUAGAAAAGUCAGUUUGAGAAAAUAAAAGCAGCCAGAAAAAUGCAUCAGUGUCUUUAAAACAGCUUCAGUAUACAUUAAGGGUUUUUCAGGCAUAUACUUCAUUUUGUUUUAAUCAUGUGGGUGUAUAAUGUUUACUCUGUUUAAUUAGAAGCUUGCAAUCAGACUUUUUCCUGGGGCAGCUUUGUUUACAAGAAUAUAUUUUUAAGCAACAAGUAGCAGUCGCUGAUAUUUUUUGCAUCUUUUUCCACACUGAGUGCCUGGUGUACCUUUUUUUUUUUUUUUUUUAAAUUGUUGUCAUUUGAGGAAUAUAUUGUAUUGAGGGCUAUAUAAGUGUAUCCAUAAGCAUUCGUUGCAUACAAAUUACAACAGCUUACUCUUUAAAUGCAUACAUAUAUUACUAUGUAAACCUGACAGUCUCAGACAGAGGGAGGGUUACAGUUAAUGUUGCUGCAGGCACAACUGAUAAUUGUGGGUUAGAGACACAUUGUUGGCGUGGUUGAAAGAGUGACUUGGAUGAUCACUAAGAAGUGGAUUGGAUUGUAUAUUUUUUGUGUGAAAGGGCACUGAAUUUGAUAUAUUUUUCUUUAUACCUUUAAGUGUUGCAGAGAUUAAGUUAUAAAAUGUUCCCAGAUUAUGUUUUUACAUGAUUUAUACCUAUUGACAUUUUGUCAAUAUAAAAAAAGAAGGAAAAACAAUAGAAAAAUAAACCUAUUUUUGGACUUGUGAGUUUUGAUAUUUGUACUACUAAAUUUGUCUAAAAAUAAAAUUAACUCAAGUUGCCGAA